GUCAGAGAUCACAGACAUUCUUUACCGGCGUCUUUGGUUUACACUUCUCUCCCAAAUAUACUUUCAAUGGCACUCACUGCGGGGACAAGGAGCCUCUUUGUUGAGGGAAGAGUUGACCCUGGACAAAUUUAAGAAAAAGGAGAAGGAGGGCAGCCGCAGCACAUUUCUUCCCCCUUCACUUUUGUGGAAGAAUGGGGGCUGGAGCGCUGACCAUCUGUCACAACAAGACGGCGGUGCAGGUGAAGGAGGACAUGAAGAAGAUGGUCCAGAUGCCCAUGCUGAGACCCAAGUCGGUGGCGGCCAAGCACACCAAGCUGUUUGGGGCAUCUCUGUCAGAGCUGCAGGACAAGGGACUGAUGGAAGAUGGUGUGCCUCAGGUGUUGAGGAGGAUGGUGGAGCAUCUUCGCAAGAAUGCUUUGCAGCAGGAGGGUUUGUUCAGGGUGAACGGCAACGUCCGCAACGUGGAGGCCUUGAGACAGCGUCUGGAGAGCAAUGAAGACACGGACAUGAGUGACUCAGACACGUGCACAGUGGCCAGCUUGCUCAAGAAGUACUUAAGGGACCUGCCUCAGGGCCUGGUGGACUCUGCAGUCCAAAAGGCGCUGAUACUUCACUACCAAGAGUGUGGCGAUGAAGGCUCCUGCUCAGACCUGAGGGACCUGCUGAAGCAGCUACCAGAUGUCCACCACAGCCUGCUGCGUUAUUUGUGUCACUUCCUCACGCUGGUGGAGAGCAACCACAAGGAGAACCGCAUGACCGCACACAACCUUGCCACUGUGUUUGGACCCACCGUCUUCCACGUGGCUGCAGGGUUUGAGGCCAUGAACGACCAGAAUAUCUGCAACAAGAUCUUGGUGCAGCUUAUCCAGAACUACAGCAGCGUAUUUGAGACGGACAAAAAAAAGGAAGAUGAAGAGGUGGAGGAACUGCCAGAUGUCAUCCUGGUCAAGGUUUUAACAAAUGAGGCAGAACCUCAGAACCAAACCACAAGUGCACGGCCCCGGAAAAGGAAGGUGAAGAAAGCGACGACAAGUGCCUGCGUGUCCCCCCAGCCCACCUGCCCGGCGGGCCUGCCACCUCGAGGUGUGAGGCCUCUCGCCGUACCGUCAGAGGUGACAAGCACCAGCCACGAGGUUGUGGAGAUGGCUCCCCCGCCUCACAGAGACACCCCGAUGCCUGCCUGUUGCCACAGCAACCUGGAUGUCAGGCCCUUCUCCGUUGGCAGGGAACCUCUUGGCAGCUCUCAAGAUGACGAGAGACCGAUAUCGCCUUUCUACAUGAGUCCCCACUGCUCACCUGUGCUUCGCUCACCUGAAGUGAUAGACAUCCUGGACAGGACCAUACGUUCAACGGUGGAGCAGCACCUCUUCGACGGCGACCACGCCUCAAAUGGCGAUCAUUUGAACCCGAGGCAGAUGUCUCCGUGGUCCGCGCUGACUGCCAGACAGCGCCGGCAUCAUCGCAGAGAGCAGCAAGAGGACGGCUCGAGUCCCAGAGAAAGAAGCAGAGCUGACACCAACAAGGAGAACAUCCCAUCAUCAAGAGGCGGUAGGAGAAGCGCGGGGGUGGACUCCGUUGGCGGCGGCGGUGGCGUGGGCAUAGACUCACAGCCUGGCCAUAGCGCUCCGGUGGUGCGAGCGCCAAAAGCCAGGAAGUGGAAACACAACCCCACGCUGGUGCAGCUCAACCAGGACACCCACAGACUGAAGGAGGUCGGUGGCGUGUCAACCUUUGAGAGAACCAGGCCCGGCCACAUGGAGCCACUUAAGAAAAGGAAUCACGCUUCAAGAAAAGAUGACCUUCCUUCUCUCACACAGACGCUCAGGAUGAAGAUCCAGGAGUCGCCCGCCGUUUGCGACCCCAGGGUCGGCGGGGGCGGGGAGGUGCGGGCCUCAGGGCCCGAGCGGGACAAGGCGAGCUGCGAGGACGUACCCCGGCUGGACCUGACGGCGCUGAGUGAGGACAGCAGCAACUGGGGAGAACCGGUCCCGGCGUUCUCAUCCCUGCGGAGGGACAGCAUGGACCGCGAGGAGGCUCGUCUGUCGCCGCACGCCGGAGGCCUGCUGAUUCGUCAGCUGCUGGAGGAGGACAGCGACCCCAUGCUGUCCCCUCGCUUCUACGCCUAUGGGCAGUGCCAGCAGUAUCUGGACGACACCGAAGUGCCUCCGUCGCCGCCAAACGCCCACUCCUUCAUCAGUCGCAGGAGGAGUUCCUCUCUGGGUUCCUGUGACGACGAGAAGGAGGAGCUGACCACCGCCCAGCUCACCAAGAGGAUCCACGUCCUCAAGAAGAAGAUCCACAGGUUUGAAGAAAAGUUUGAAGAGGAGCGAAAAUACAGGCCUUCCCAUAGCGACAAAGCUGGAAACUCUGAGGUGCUCCGAUGGGUCAACGAACUGGCCAGGUUGCGCAAAGAACUGAAAGAACAAAAGCUGAUGAAGUCCGAGGAGGACCUUCCGCCUCUGACCCGCCAGCGCAGCAACACGCUGCCCAAGAGCUUCGGCUCACAACUGGAGAAGAAGCCCCAGCAGGAGAAGGUGCCCAAGCCCCCUGUGGAGAGCACGCUGGAGAGCAUCCUGAAGAAGCUGCAGGAGAAGCGCGAGGAGGUAAACCGCCCCGAGGACAUCAAGGACAUGACUCGGGAGCAGAUUGGAGCGGAGAAACUUGCCCUGCAGAAAGCUCUUCUCUACUACGAGAGCAUACAUGGACGACCUGUGACGAAGAGCGAGAGGCAGAUCAUGAAGCCGCUGUACGACAGAUACCGGCUGGUCAAGCAGAUUCUGUGCAGAGUCUCCACCAUCCCCGUCAUUGGCUCGCCCUCCAGCAAGCGCCGAGGUCCCCUCCUCCAGCCCAUUAUUGAGGGCGAAACCGCUCUCUUCUUCGAUGACGUCAAGGAGGAAGAAGAUGGAUCCGAGGACGACGGCGACACCAAGACACAGUUCUCCAUGAGCGCCAGGCCCGACCUGAGCAUGCUAAGCUUCCUGGGUCACGAGGAAGUGGACGGUUUCAUUUCCCCGGUGGACGAACUUUCACCUGGCAGCAACGCCACCACCGACAUGCGACUGUCCAACCUGCACUCGGCCACCACGCAAGAACUGGUGGAACAACUCCAGGAGACCCGAGAAGAGAAGAAAAGAAUCCGCAAGAACCUCAAAGAGUUUGAGGAGCAGUUCUUUCGGCAAAAUGGAAGAAACGUCCAGAAGGAGGACCGCUCGCCACUCGCUGUGGAGUACAACGAGUACAAACACAUCAAAGCCAAGCUGAGGCUGCUGGAAGUCCUCAUCAGCAAAAGAGACUCCACCAAGUUCAUCUAAGAACUUUAUUUAGAGACUUGGACCCCUGCUGAGGAGGAACCCCUCAAGGAACCAACAAUCACACUUCUUCUAAUCGCUACUUGUUUAUUUCUCUCCUUCAUUUCAAGAAGAAAACCGAGAAGUCACGAAACGAUUUUCAUACGGGAGACUUGUUCUGUUUGUCGUAAAUUCAUCGAAACCAUAAAUGAGAGUUAACAUCUGACCUCUUCAGAAGAAAACUGCUUUCUUGGCUGUUUCAAAACCACAAGAGUAGUAAGGGAGCCGCAAAAAAGUAUUUUAAGUCGUGCAAUUUCAUAAAAUAAUUAGUUGGGGCUGUACGAGGGGAAACAAUUGGGACAAAACAAACACCCAAGUUGAUACUGCAAAUAAUGUUGUCAUUUUACGACAAAACAAAAUAAAUGUAAUAUUUACAGAUCUCAUUUAUGUUAUGUUAUACUGGGCAAAUUGCGCAAAUUUGAAUUUUACGUGCUAAUUUUAGCUCAUUUAAUGUUGCAUAAAUGCUGUUGCACUUUUACCAAAACAAAGGCCAAAAUGUUGCCAUUAUUUGUGAAACGUUGUUUAAUAUUGUUCGACUAUCGUUUGAAAUGUUAUGUGGUAAAAAAAAAUAUAAUAUUGCCAGCGGUUGCAAAAGGAAACAUAAAAUCUUAUGUUGCAAAAUGUUGCAAGAAUUUGUGGAAAGCUAAUUUGGUGUUGUGCCACUGAAGUUGUCAUUUAUGUAGGAGAAAUAAAAACACGACAAGGUUUUGCAAGCUUAUAUUGCAUAAAUUAUGGCUAUUUUACGACUAAAAAAAGAUGUAAUAUUGCGAAAAUUUGCAAGACCUGCAUUUCGAACUAGCAAAUUAAGCUGUAAUAUUUAGAGAAUUUGUGAAACCUCAACCUUUGUGUUGUCAAAAGCUAAUUUUAUGUCGCACAAAUACAAUUUUACAAAAAAUGGCGAAUAAACCGCACUAGCUUUUGCAAGAGAAUAUAACGAGGAUUUGCAAGACCGAAGUUCAUAUUGCACAAAGUACGUUGCAAUAUGAUGCGGAAUAAGACAUACUGCUGUCAGGACCUGAGUGUAGACUUAUCACAUUUGUUGCAAUUUUAAGAGGAAAAAAAGACGUUAUGACAUGAGCGAGACCGAAAUUUAUGUGGCAAAUUAAUCUUCAAUUUUCAAAAAAAAAAAAAGGCGGGAUAUUGAAUUCUACUAUGAAUUUGGGACACCUAAUUUUGUGAAAGUAAAGAAAAGACGUACAUUUCGUGCACUUUACGAGACAAAAAUAGAUAAUAAGAGAAUUGCAAGGUCUAAAUUUAUUUGACACAAAUAAUGUUAGUUUUACCAGUAAAUCGUUGUAAUUUUGCAAGAAUUUGCGAGACUUAAAUUUUAACUUAACAACCUUUUCCAUUCUUCAAGUAACAAGUCUACUGUUUUCUCAAGUGUCGUAAUUUAACGUGUACGUUUUUUCUCGUAAAAAUACAAUACAACCAUUCAUGGAGUAUUCCGACUUUUUCCCCUCGCAAAAUUAGGAUUCUCAUAAUUCUGGUAAAUUGUAAAAUUCUGCAACUUGUGAUAUGGUUUUUGUCUCCAGCUCCAUUUUUCUUUAAAAAAAAAAAACAACAAAUCGUUUUUUGUGUGUUUCCGAUAAAACCCAAAAAUCAAAAAAAAUAAAUCAAAUAAAAAAUCCAAGCUACAUGCUUUUGAUUGGCAAGCAAAGUUGUCAAUGUGGCCCUGUGGUACUCUUUUGUGAAGUAGCAGCCAAAGCCUCAGCAUGUGUGUAUUUUAGUACCAUAGCAGAGUAUAUUUACUGAUUUUGGUGUACUUUCCUCAUGUCUGAGCUCCACGGAGUGACUGCUGUGCUUGCGUUGGUUCUGCCCAACGCUCACAUACUCAAAUUUGGAGUGAAAUGAUAGAGAAAUCUCUGAAUGUUUUUCCUCCAAUGUCUUGUUGUAAAUAUGUAUGUUUACAUUUCUGUGAGCAACUGUAUUAUUUUCCUCUUUCUCCAAAAUGGAUGGAUGAUAUAAUCAGUGUGAAUUUCGUUUUUAUUGAAUGCAAACACUGGCGAGGCGUGGUGGACUUGGGAGUGUGUACAUUUUAGUACAUAAAUUCUAUUUGUAUUUUGUAUAUAAUAUCAAUGAAAAGAUAUUUUUACUCA
Molecule: messenger RNA, 5443 nt
Organism: Dunckerocampus dactyliophorus (ringed pipefish)
Lineage: Eukaryota; Metazoa; Chordata; Actinopteri; Syngnathiformes; Syngnathidae
Gene: fam13a
Product: family with sequence similarity 13 member A
Exons: 24
Coding region: 192-3311 (1039 amino acids)
Biological process (GO): signal transduction
Source: RefSeq, a predicted model, not a curated record